Anopheles merus is the source of this 1959-nucleotide messenger RNA. RefSeq lists its product as uncharacterized. Lineage: Eukaryota; Metazoa; Arthropoda; Insecta; Diptera; Culicidae. The coding region runs from base 25 to 840 and encodes 271 amino acids. The transcript is spliced from 3 exons. The record is from RefSeq and is a predicted model, not a curated record.
CAACUCCCCCGUUCGGUGGUCAAUAUGCUACUGGCAAUCCUACGGAAGAAGAUAGAUGCCACUCUUCCAAAAGAUAGUCGGACUUUGGUGCAAACACCUCCCCGUGCUGCUGGAAGCAUUUAUAAAAUUGGGGAAGGUGUCUUUUGGUACGGAGGAUUAUCGCCAGUCCUGACCAAGUAUUUUAAAGAUAUCGAACCCCGAGACGAUCCUUUCAAGCUAGACGUAUCGGUCGACGAGCUACCGCUACAUAAAGGUGGGCCGACCCAGGUCUGGCCUAUUCUGGUGAAAGCGGUAGACUUGCCUAAGCUUCCACUCAUGAUGGUGGCCGCAUAUAGUGUCCAUACAAAGCCGGCAAGCGUGGAAGAAUUUUUGUGGCCGCUAGUAAAUGAUUUUAAUAUCAUUCAGCGAGGAGGCUUGAUCAUCGGCGAUAAAACGUUGCAUUUUCGGGUACGCAAUUUUAUCGCUGAUAAACCGGCUCGAGCGUUCAUUUUAGCAACGACGAACCACAUCGGACACGACAGCUGUUUCAAGUGCACUUGCCAUGGCGAGUGGUGUGAUGAGCGAAAAAAAAAUAUUUUUGAUUCCGUAGAUGCUCCCCUUCGUACGGACGAAGGGUUUCGUGGUAGAGUCAUAUUGAACCAUCAUCAGGAGUGGCAUACACCUUUAGAAGAAUUAGAAAAGUUUGAUUUAGUCAAUAACGUUUCCACGUUGGAGCGUGCACAUCAGUGUGACGAGAGAUGUACACGUUUUAUGCAACAGAGAUUUAUGUUCGGUAAAUUUCCCCGCUACAAAAAGUGGACACCUCUUCAAAUAGAAACUGUGUCUAAAUUUUUAUUGUAGACAAAGCUUCUUACUGAGAUCCACCUAUCAUUUCGGCCUCUUUUGGAAAGCUACCGAGUGGCGUAACUAUCUACAUUAUGCAUAAGUUGUGGUUCUGAAGGACCUGGUUGAUCCAAUCGCCCAUGGUCACUUCCUUUUCUACUUUAGUGCUGUGACAAUUUUUUCGACAAUAUUUCACCAGCACUUGUGGCUCCGUGCUCGAGACUAUCUUCGCAUGUUUGUGAAGAAUUUUGGCCAGAUUUACGGUCGAACAUAUUUAACAAGCAACAUCCUCCUUCUCGUUCACAUGUAUAAAGAUCUUGAGAAAUUUGGUGCGCUCGACGAUUUUUCGGCCUACGCAACAGAUUUUUUUGCAAAAUUUUUCACACGGGGUCCCCGAGUGGGCAAGACAUGUGUGGAGCAAAUUGCAGCCAGGUCAAGCGAACUAAGAACCUUGAUCUGGUUGCUACUCUGCUAGCUCCACAAUAUCCAUUGUUGAAGGCAAAUGGUUUCGGUCUACAUGUGCCCGCCGAUUUUGUCUUGCUGCCAAAAUUUCAAGAUCAAUGGUUUUUGACCAAGGACAAUGGCAUAGUAAAAUUUUUGAGUGCGAAAAUAUCAAGCUCGCACGAUAUCACCGUAGUUGGGAUCCGGUUUUUAUCCAUGGCCGCGCUUUACGAGAUCUCAGCAGAAGGCGGUGUUAUUGCUUCUGCUGAGAUCCACGUUUACCAAACGAUGAAAAACGCGCUGGCUGUAGUGGUGGAGGUUCUAUGGACUGCAAUCAGAUGCAAAAUGAUUGCAGUGAAACAACCCACUCGUCCUCUUAAUCUUCCUCCCAUUGAUCCUUCACCAAACUCAACAACUCCUUCCGCCAUAGCCUUUUUUCCUCUUCUCCAUACCUUUAUUCCUGAUUAAUUUCCUCCCUUCAAUAGAAAAAAUUGACUCCUCGACACCCUCGAAGACGACGUGUGGUUGCACAUGGUAAGUAAAAAAUUCAUGAAAUUGCAUUAAGUAGUUGGUCUAAUUUUUCCUCUGGUUAUAGGUAAACUUCCACCGAAACUCCUGAUAAUCGUGCCCAUCCAUCUGUGAUAUGGACGGGAAGGUGGACAAAGCUAACAUUGGGGGGGGGGGGGGGGAAACGAC